UAAGAAAUAGCCAGAGAGCAGACUUGGCUCACUUGCUAAGUCCGAUUCAUAACUCACUUCACAGCAUAGUGAUAGCAGCAGUUGAAAGACAAGAUGGGGAACAGCAAAACAACCCAAUGCCAAAAGAAAGAGAAGCAGGAGAAAGAGAAAUGUUAUGACCCCGGAGACAAGACGCUCAAGUUUGUGAACAGAGAUGACGACAUUAUUGGCGGGGUUAUAUAUGAGUCUCUGAGGGCAGAGAUGUCCUGUGGUCACGCUGUCACCCCAGAGUCAUUGACCAGAUGGUGCCUAAGCCUACUCGAUAAGAAAAAGUGCACAUUCAUUUGCCCUGCAUCACGUGAUGAUGGUGAAAUGUGUGGUGCGGAGUGGUCUUACACAGAAGUGCGUAAACUGGCUCUUCUGACUCCUGAGGAGAUGAAGAAAUUUGAGGAGACAAUGGCUGACUUGGUUUCAGCCCAGAACUCUUACAAAUCGUGUCCAGGCUGCAACUCAUAUGUUGCAAGGACUGACCUCUCCAACCUGAGAGUCCACUGCACAGUGUGCUCAGCAGAAAAGGGCCAGAUGUACGAGUUCUGCUGGCUGUGCCUGCAGCAGUGGAAAGGUUCACAACAGAGUUCUGACUACUGUGACAACAAUGACUGCAUGACUGAUCUGGAACUGCUGAAGACCUGCCCUACUGUCACAUUUGCUGAUGUCCAGGGGGUCACCGGCUGCCCAUCCACACGUGCCUGUCCCACCUGUGGUGUAUUGUUAGAACACGAUAAGACUGGCUGUAAAAAUAUAGAAUGCAAGAAUUGCAAUAAAGAGUUCUGUUUUGUUUGCCUUAAGCUCACAACUGAGUGCUUGAAGACCAGCAAAUACUACAUAGGCUGCUCUGCUGGUGUGGCCCCCAGGCAGACUGCUAUACCCUCAUGGAGUGAUAAAUAAAGAUUUUAUCCAGGUGUACCACUUUCCUUCCUACGGGCACUUGAAUUACUUACACUGAUGCAGAACAGGCAUAAUAGCACAGCAAUUGGCAUGUAUUAACACAAAAAUAUUAUUGAAAAUGUCAAUGUAUUGGUACCUAACUCAAAUUGUGUAUAAAGUCAAUAUGUGCGUAGUAAUACAUGUGUAAGAAUGUGUAAUAAUGUAUUAGAUUCUAUAAUGUUUCAUGAUUAACAAUCCAUAUACUACUGAUUAUUAUCUGAUCUAUUUCUGUUGUUUUAUCUGUGCCUGAAACAAAAAGAAAAACGCAAAUAGAAAUAAUAAUAAUUUCAAAAAUGUAAUCAAUGGUCAACAGAAAUGUUUGCCCACUUAAAAUAACCUGGAUGUUUUAGAAAAAGUUUUAUGAAUGCGGUUGUUGUAUGAGACAUACAUUGCUGAUAAUAUUUCCAUAAUCAUGUUAUUGUCAACCCUAACCCUAGGUAUUGUUCAAGGGGUCCUCUUCUAAAUAUGUUACCAGUAUUGUGAUAUUGUUUCCUUUAUCAAUGAUUUCCCACUGGGUACAAGAACAAUGAAUCAUCAAACAAAUACACAUAUUUAAUAAUAGUUAUAUAAUAAUGAUAAUAAUGAUAGUAUCAACAGAAAUGAUAGUAAUAAUAACACAUUUAAUUUGUGUAGAGCUUUGCAUGACUCUCAACACUUUUACAUAAACCAAGCACACCAAGACAAUUGUGAAGAGGGCACGACAAAACCUAUUCCCCCAUAUGAGACUGAAAAGAUUUGGGUGUGUCCUCAGAUCCUCAAAACGUUCUACAGCUGCACCAUAGAGACUGGUUGCAUCACUGCCUGGUAUGGCAACUGCUCAGCCUCCGACCACAAGGCAAUACAGAGGGUAGUGCGAACGGCCCAGUAAUUCACUGGGGCCAAGCUUCCUGCCAUCCAGGACCUCUGUACCAGGUGGUGUCAGAGGAAGUCCCUGAAAUUACCAAAGACUCCAGCCACCCUAGUCAUUAACUGUUCUCUCUGCUACCGCACGGCAAGUGGUACCAGAGCGCCAAGUCUAGGUCCAAGAGCCUUCUAAACAGCUUCUACCCCCAAGCCAUAAGACUCCUGAACAUCUAGUCAAAUGGCUACCCAGACUAUUUUCAGGGCCCCCCCCCCCCACCCCCUCUUUACACCACUGCUACUCUCUGUUGUCAUCUAUGCAUAGUCACUUGAACAACUCUACCUACAUUUACAUUUACAUUUAAGUCAUUUAGCAGACGCUCUUAUCCAGAGCGACUUACAUGUACAUACUACCUAAACUAACUGGUGCCCCCGCAUAUUGACUCUGUAUCGGUACCCCCCUGUAUAUAGUCUCGCUAUUGUUAUUUUACUGCUGCUAUUGAAUUACUUGUCACUUUAAUCUCUUAUUCUUAUCCAUACUUUUCUGAAACAGCAUUGUUGGUUCGGGGCUCGUAAGUAAGCAUUUCACUGUAAUGUCUACACCUGUUGUAUUCGGCACAUGUGACUAAUAAAAUUUGAAUUGAUUUGACAUGAUGAAACAAUAUCCAAUUUGUCGUGCCUUCAGAAAGUAUUCAUACCCCUUCAUUUAUUUUACAACUUUUUGUUACAGACUGAAUUCAGAAAGGAUUCUUUUACAAUUCUCACCCAUCCACACACAAUACCCCAUAAUGAUAAAGUGAAAACAUGUUUUUACAUUUUUUUGAAUAUGUAUUAUCUUAAAUAUAGAAAUUAUGCAUUAUGCAGCUGUGAGUCCUUCUGGGUAAGUCUCUAAUAGCUUUGCAAACCUGGAUUGUACAAUGUUUGCACAUUAUUCUUUAAAAUAAAUAUUCAUGUUC
This is a messenger RNA of Oncorhynchus masou masou (cherry salmon), 2762 nucleotides long. Its product is annotated as potential E3 ubiquitin-protein ligase ariadne-2-like. The transcript has 4 exons. Gene Ontology annotation, molecular function: zinc ion binding. The record is from RefSeq and is a predicted model, not a curated record. Lineage: Eukaryota; Metazoa; Chordata; Actinopteri; Salmoniformes; Salmonidae. The coding region runs from base 94 to 927 and encodes 277 amino acids.